Danio rerio (zebrafish) is the source of this 2527-nucleotide messenger RNA. RefSeq names its product vacuolar protein sorting 45 homolog (gene vps45). The record is from RefSeq and is marked validated. Gene Ontology annotation, cellular component: cytoplasmic vesicle; endomembrane system; endosome membrane. NCBI's taxonomy places the organism in Eukaryota, Metazoa, Chordata, Actinopteri, Cypriniformes, Danionidae. Gene Ontology annotation, biological process: vesicle-mediated transport.
GUCAACAGUAAACUGUAUACGUGAGUUUACUGAUGAAAACUGCUUUAUUCACCCUUUAAACAACAUUGAAACCAUCUGAUAAAUCGACUUAUUCUCAGUAACACGUAGAAUAUAUAUAUAAAACGCCAAAAUGAACGUGACUCUUGCUGUGAAACAGUACAUUUCCAAAAUGAUAGAGAGCAGCGGACCUGGGAUGAAGGUGCUGCUGAUGGACAAGGAGACGACCAGUAUAGUGAGCGUGGUCUACACACAGUCUGAGAUCCUGCAGAAGGAAGUUUACCUUUUUGAGCGCAUCGACUCACAAAACCGAGACAACAUGAAGCAUCUUAAGGCGAUAUGCUUUCUCCGCCCGACCAAGGAGAACGUAGAGCACCUGAUUCAAGAGCUUCGGCGGCCCAAAUAUAGUGUCUAUUUCAUCUAUUUCAGUAACGUGAUCAGUAAGAGCGAAGUAAAGGCUUUGGCUGAGGCAGAUGAACAGGAAGUAGUUGCAGAAGUGCAGGAAUUCUAUGGAGAUUUCAUUGCCGUGAACCCACAUCUUUUCUCUCUAAACCUUCAAGGAGUAUCCAGGGGUCGCAGUUGGGAGCCCAGUGUUCUUCCUCGUGUCACUCAAGGUUUGACAUCAGUUCUGCUAUCCCUGAAGAAAUGCCCCAUGAUCCGCUACCAGCUCUCGUCUGACAUGUCUAAAAGACUGGCGGAGAGCGUCAAACAAAUCAUUACUAAGGAGUACGAACUGUUUGACUUCAGAAAAACAGAAGUGCCUCCUCUUCUGCUGAUUUUGGACAGAAGUGAUGAUGCAAUCACUCCUCUUCUCAAUCAGUGGACGUAUCAGGCCAUGGUUCAUGAGUUGCUGGGCCUUAAUAACAACCGCAUAGACCUGUCCAGAGUGCCUGGAAUCAGUAAGGACUUGCGGGAGGUGGUCUUGUCUGCUGAAAAUGACGAGUUUUAUGCAAAUAACUUAUACCUGAAUUUUGGUGAGAUUGGAACAAACAUCAAGAACCUGAUGGAGGAUUUCCAGAAGAAAAAACCCAAGGACCAACAGAAGUUAGAGUCUAUAUCUGACAUGAAGGCUUUUGUGGAAAACUACCCCCAGUUUAAGAAGAUGUCAGGCACCGUCUCGAAGCAUGUGACCGUGGUCGGAGAGCUGUCUCGUCUGGUCAGCGAACGGCAGCUGAUGGAGGUGUCGGAGGUGGAGCAGGAGCUGGCCUGUCAGAAUGACCACUCCAAUGCACAACAGAUGCUCAGGCGUCUACUGCAAAGCCCUCGUCUUUCUGAAAUUGAUGCUGUGCGGCUGGUGAUGCUGUAUGCGCUUCGCUAUGAGAAACACAGCAGCAGUAUUUUACCCAGCCUUAUGGAGGAGCUCAACCGCAAGGGAGUGUCUGAGAGACACCGCAAGAUGGUACAUGCUGUGGUGGAAUAUGGUGGAAAACGAAUCAGAGGAAGUGACCUCAUCACUCCCACAGAUGCUGUUUCCAUUACAAAGCAGUUUUUCAAAGGACUUAAGGGAGUUGAGAAUGUGUACACGCAGCAUCAGCCGCUUCUUCAUGACACGCUGGAUCAGCUGAUCAAGGGUCGUUUGAAGGACAGCCAGUUCCCAUACCUCGGGCCAAGUUCACUGAGAGACAGACCUCAGGACAUUAUCGUCUUCAUCAUUGGCGGAGCUACUUACGAGGAGGCUUUGACUGUUUACAACCUGAACCGCACAAUGCCAGGCGUCCGCAUCGUGCUCGGGGGCACACACAUUCACAACACUAAGAGUUUCCUGGAGGAAGUGAUGCUCUCUGUGGGUUCUGGCGGUGACCGGUCUCAAAUCGGAGGCCGUCAGAUGAGCCGGCGCUGAACGGUGAUGGAAAAGCUCAUUAUGUACACUCACACUCUAGUCUGAACCCUGAUCUGAGCACAAGUUUCCUCUUUUCUCUCUCCUGACAUUCCUUUAAAAUACUCCAGAUUGUUUUAGGGAAGAAAAUAGUAGCACUGCACAACAAGGAUUAAUUUUACAGUUUCUACACUAUUUAAUUAUCUAGGUUAAUGUCUUAUAAAUAUAAACAAUUAUGUAAUAUUAAUAAAUAUUCUAUUGUUAUUUUUUUAAUUUGUGUUCAUUCAUUAUGCAACAUGAAUUUAAAAAAAUAGUAGUGUUUGUGUUGAAAACACUGACCUAGAUUAUUAAAUAUUGUAUUACUAGUUCUUGUGUGUUAAGUAAUAUCAGAAUAACACAUAUUUUAAGUGAUGUGUGAAACACUGUAAAUGUCAUUACUUAUAUGACUGUGUGUAAAUAAUGUUUAUAUCUCCAGAAGUGUUCACAAUGACUGCUUUUAUUUAUUAGUUCUACUGCGUUUGAGUGUUUUUUGACUGUACAUAUAUCUGUAUAUAUAACUUGGGUGACCGUGAUGUGAAAUGUUGCAUCAAAAUUGUCCAAAACAAAUCUAUAAAAUCACUUUGCUUCAAAACCAGCUAAUUGUAAAAGCUAUUUUGAUCUCUUUAAUGCUUGGCAUUUGAACAGCUGUACCUAAUAAAGUGGCCGGUGAGUGUA